AUGCGUCGAAGUGAACAGAGCGCUCUACAGAUCACUUCUGUUACAAUUGUGCUAAUAUGUAUUUUAACAGGUAGCCACUGUAAUCUUACCGUUUCUCCCACUGGACCAACAGUGGUUUCAGCGAGAGUAUUUAGCGAUGUAACAUUGGGGGUGUCCUACAGUGGUGCAACUCAGCCCAUGGUGUCCUGGUUGAAGGGGAGCACACCUGUGGUGACCUGGAUCAUUGGGCAAGAUCCACCUGAAAUUGACGCCGCUUUUGCAAGUGUGCUGGCGCUAGAUGGAAAUGGGUCUCUCAUCUUCACGAAUGUAUCACUCCACUACAGCGACAUAUACACAGUACGGUUCACCAAGGCUGGGCUACAAGAGGCUACUGUCACGUUCACUCUUAAGGUGUAUGAUCUAAUUAGGAACAUUUCUGUGAAUGUACACCCAAGUGAUGCCAUCGAGGGUGAUGCUACCUUUACGCUGUACUACAGCACGAUGCAAGGAGAAGCCCAGGAAUCAAAAUGGUAUUUUAAUGGAUUAAUGGUACAGAACAGCUCCCAUUACUUAAUCAGUGGGAAGAACCUCACAAUCAAGCAGCCCAACAGAAACGACACGGGCCAAUACACUGUGGUCCUGACAAAUCCAUUCAGCAACGGUUCCCAACACAGGAACAUCAUUGUGCUGUAUGGGCCAGAUCAGCCUGUUCUGGAGGUCAGUCCCACAAAAGCUUCCUUUGUCGUGGGAGAGUCUCUCUCACUCUCCUGUCGGGGUAAAGGCGAGCCAGCGCCCUCUGCUGGUUGGUUUUAUGAAGGUCAACCUCUGAACUCCACUGCAGGAAUGCUAAACCUCAGCAACGUCCAGACAGACCAGAGUGGUGCCUACAUUUGUGAACUGCUUAAUGAGAAGACUGGAGUGAAACUCAGAAGGAGCAUCACCAUAAAUAUCUAUGAGAGUCCCAUUGGCAGCCCUGUGUGCUCAGUUAUUGCGGUUAAUGGAAAUACGGAGCUGCAGUUCCGCUGCCUGUGGCCAGGCGGCAUUCCCGAAGCUCUGCUGUCUUUCCCAACCUUGAAUAGCACCAGCGGUGGGCUAGGAGACUUUAACAUCACUACAGCGGUCAGUCAGAACUUAAAUGGAAUGGAGGUCAUCUGCACGGCCGAACAUCCGCUUCAUCAAGAGCAGUGUGGGAUCGCUGUCCACGGUCCAACAGAAUUCCUCCCAGUGGUCUCCACCACAGUGGGGCAAGACAGCAAAGUGAUGGUCACAAUUCACUGUUACUCUGUGGCCAUGCCAGAGGCCACCGUCGUUUGGUUCAAAGCCGGCCAGGUUCUGAGCAAUGGGAUGGGAUACCAGAUCAGCAACAGUACGACAGAUCUCCAUAUUCUUGACUUGGAGCUCAGCACCACUUAUCUCAGCACCUACACCUGCAUGGCCUCCAACCCCCUGGGCAACAGGAGCAGAGACAUCCAGCUCCUUCGUCCUGUGGUGUCAAACUUGCAUGUUUCUCCAAAUGAGGCAGGCACACUGGUGACGCUGACAUGGGAAGUGCCUCCAACCUCUAUUGUGACAGACUUUGACAUUCAGAUGAAAGGCCCGGAUCUCUCAAGUAACACUAACGGCAAACACAACCUCAGCGGGAAAGCAGCUCACGACUUCAGCACCAUCCUGACAGAACCAGCCUCGGCUAGAACCAUUAACAUCUCGGGACUCGACCCCAAAUCAACCUACUACUUCCAGGUCGUUCCCUUGGCGGGCAGAAUGAGUGGAGCGCCUUCAGUCCAGCAGAUGGUUGGACCAGGGGAGGGUCUGAGUGGUCCAGCCAUCGCGGGAAUCGCUGCUGGAAUCCCCUGCAGUAUUCUCGUGCUGCUCAUCCUCAUUGGCCUUAUUGUCCUGUCUGUCAUCUGGUAUAGGAAAAGAAGUCGACCUCCAAAAUAUCCGGUAUCCAGGGCAGUAGAGAAGGUCGUGGCAUCUCAGCCUAACCUGACUAAUCCUCAUAAAUUACUGACUGGGGGACUGAAACCACCCCCUGAAUACAGCCCAAAGAAGGCUCUACCUGAGAGACCAACUCAGUUCGGCAGGGUCGGAGGCUCACGUGUGGUCAUCCCCUGCUCCCCCAAACACCCAGCAUCCCAUCAUCCUCAUGACGUAACCUGGUACAAGUUUGUCUCCCGUGGAUACCUGGUGGCGUUCAGCAGAAACAAAGAAUGCCCCAAGAACAUCUCUGUGAACAUCUCUGGGGAUCGGAGGGUGACACACGUGGGCAACUUGAUGACAUUAUCCUGCCAUAGUGAUGCCAACCCUCCUGCCAACAUGUUCCAGCGGUACUUCAGAGCUGGCUCUGUCACUUUACUAUAG
Molecule: messenger RNA, 2337 nt
Organism: Chanos chanos (milkfish)
Lineage: Eukaryota; Metazoa; Chordata; Actinopteri; Gonorynchiformes; Chanidae
Gene: vsig10l
Product: V-set and immunoglobulin domain containing 10 like
Exons: 14
Coding region: 1-2337 (778 amino acids)
Molecular function (GO): protein binding
Source: RefSeq, a predicted model, not a curated record